GCAAAUAGCAGGGUUCCAAGAAUAACCUCUUCCCCUAAGAUCAUGGCAAGAAAAUCUUAGCCUGCUUAAUACAAGAAGACUGACUGCUUCUUUUAAAGAUAGACUGGUGAUUAGUCUUUAACAGGACAGGUGGCAAUCAGCUGUUGUGCGAAAGACCUUUCCAAAAUUCUUGGAUCCCUGAAUAGUUCACAUUUUAUUAAAAGUAUGGCAAAGUAUCACAGUCUGCUGUUCAUUGUGGAAGUACACUUCUGUUUAGCUAUUCAAUAUAGAAACUGCUAAUUUUGUUAUUUCUCUAAAUUUCUGAAUGUUUAGUACAUAGCUUCAGAUCUAAACAGACACUAAAGUGACAUGAUUCUUUAGUGGGUUUUUUACCAGAUGUUGGUGAAAUUUUGAAUUUUGCAUGCAGUAGCACUGGCUUCGCAAAUUUAUAUAAACUUAAGUAUUGUAGCAGUUGAACUCAUGGUGUAUCUGGUGUGAUAACUACAAUAAGCUUAACAAUAGUAGUUUAUUCUGGAAUAUGUUUAGUGCAGGUAUGCGGUGUCAGUUUUCAACAAGUCUUUGUAACCUUUUAAAAUUUCUGUUUAGUUUUAUGUAAUAUUUAGUAGCUAUGUAAUAUUUUGAACUGAAUCAUAAUUUGUAAUGUUAAGAAUCAUGUGUGCUAGUUUAACAUGGAUAUUUUCCAUGUAAACAGGUAUGGAAAUAGGGAAUAUUUAGGCUGGACUGGUUGGAUUAUUGAUGACUGACUUGGGAGUCGACGUUACUAAAGCAGUGUGAAUCCCUGUUUGCUUCAGGGCGAGAUGUGUGACAGAGGUGACAUCAAGCUCUUACAGUCCCAACCCUCCAACGAAAAUGGGCGAAGAUCUCAGGAAUGGCAUCGGUCACAGGAAAUCGAUAGUGGCUGGCUGCUAGCUUGGCCACUUGGGGCUUAGGCAGAGAUAUAGCCUUGGUACUGGUCAAAAGGGAUCAUAGUUCAUGAAAAUUGCUUUUAAACCUGAAACUUCCUUUUUAUGUUUUUUUAACCACUUCAGUGCUGAAAACUGCAGAAUAACUUAAUUCACGUAAAGAAAUAAUGUACAAUUUAAAUAUUUUCUUUAUCAGUAAUUUUAAAAAUAAUUUUGUUAGUUUAAAUAUAGCAGCAAAGUGGUUAAACGAGCCUAUGUAAAUUAGUAGCCCUCCAUUUUAACUGUAAAAUUUAGUAUUAAAAUUUUUGUUCUGUAUUUUCUUAUCCCUAUUCCCAUUACCCUUUUGACCACUUGAAAUGUUUCCACUUCGUCCUCAUGAUGUUCUUCUAUCAACCCUGCUUAGGAUGAGAACAAAUUGAGCAGUGCCAAUGGCCAUGAAGAGCGCAGCAAGAAUUCAGGAGCCUCCAUGCUGCUGUGGCCAUUUGGAGAACAUUCCCAGGAGUUUACUCUACUUGCACCUCAUCCGAUAGCCAUUUCACUCUAAAAUGAGAAAAAAGAGCAAGAGCAGAAGUCGUAGUCAUGACAGGAAAAGAAGUAAAAGUAAGGAACGCAAACGAAGUCGUGAGCGUGAGAGGAAAAAGAGCAAAAGCCGAGAAAGGAAACGUAGCAGAAGCAAAGAACGCAGACGUAGCCGCUCUAGAAGCAGAGAACGUCGUUUCAGAGGCCGUUACAGAAGCCCCUAUUCUGGUCCAAAAUUCAACAGUGCCAUUAGAGGAAAGAUCGGCUUGCCUCACAGCAUCAAAAUAAGCAGACGGCGCUCCAGGAGCAAAAGUCCAUUCAGAAAAGACAAGAGCCCAGUGAGAGAACCUAUUGAUAAUCUCACUCCAGAAGAGAGAGAUGCUCGAACAGUGUUUUGUAUGCAGCUUGCUGCAAGAAUUAGGCCAAGAGACCUGGAAGAAUUUUUCUCUACUGUAGGAAAAGUCCGUGAUGUUCGCAUGAUUUCCGAUAGAAACUCCAGGCGCUCCAAAGGAAUUGCUUAUGUAGAAUUUGUUGAUGUUAGUUCAGUGCCCUUGGCAAUUGGAUUAACAGGACAGCGAGUGUUGGGAGUACCAAUAAUAGUACAGGCAUCUCAAGCAGAGAAAAACAGAGCAGCAGCAAUGGCAAAUAAUCUACAGAAAGGUAGUGCCGGGCCCAUGAGACUCUAUGUAGGAUCGUUACACUUCAAUAUAACUGAAGAUAUGCUCCGUGGAAUUUUUGAGCCAUUUGGCCGUAUUGAAAGCAUUCAGUUGAUGAUGGAUAGUGAAACAGGACGUUCCAAAGGAUAUGGAUUUAUUACUUUUUCAGACUCAGAGUGUGCUAAAAAGGCUUUAGAACAACUAAAUGGUUUUGAAUUAGCUGGUAGGCCAAUGAAAGUUGGCCACGUAACUGAACGGACGGAUGCAUCCAGUGCUAGCUCAUUUUUGGACAGUGAUGAAUUGGAAAGAACUGGCAUCGACUUGGGUACAACUGGUCGGCUCCAGCUGAUGGCAAGACUUGCUGAAGGUACUGGACUGCAAAUUCCUCCAGCUGCACAGCAAGCUCUGCAGAUGAGUGGAUCGUUAGCAUUUGGAGCUGUGGCAGAUUUGCAGACAAGACUUUCACAGCAGAGUGAAGCACUUGCUGCAGCUGCUUCUGUCCAACCACUUGCAACACAGUGCUUCCAGCUGUCCAAUAUGUUUAACCCUCAAACUGAAGAAGAAGCUGGCUGGGAUACAGAAAUUAAGGACGAUGUGAUUGAGGAAUGUAACAAACAUGGAGGAGUUGUGCAUAUAUAUGUGGACAAAAAUUCAGCUCAGGGCAAUGUGUAUGUCAAAUGCCUUUCAAUAGCUGCAGCGAUUGCAGCUGUUAAUGCAUUACAUGGAAGAUGGUUUGCAGGUAAAAUGAUUACAGCAGCAUAUGUACCUCUUCCCGCAUACCACAAUCUAUUCCCUGAGUCCGUGACUGCAACUCAGCUUUUGGUUCCUUCUAGGCGAUGAAGAUGUAUUUAGUCAGUUUUGUACAUAGCUAUUUUUGGAGGAAGACUGAGUUAACUUUUAUUUAGGUAAAACAAAAGGAAAGGGUGUAACGUCCUUUUGUGUAUACUUCCUGUUAUCUUUAAACAAAAAAUAAAGAGUAAGCAGGAAUGCUGUGUGUUCAUUUUAUCUUGAUUAGCAUUCCCACUGUAUACAAAGCUGACUACUUGUUCUGCCUUGUAAUUCUUGUACAUUUAGAACAUUUUGCUAAGGUGAUCUGUAGGAACAGGUGUAGCUUAUAGAAAAGAUUUUCUGUAAAAGGUGGUCAGGACAUGAUUUUUUAAUGUUUUCACCAGCCUUUCUUUUAAUGCAGGUAUUACAUUUUACAUUCACUUAAGUGUAGAUGCUCUGCUAAAGGUUAAUAUCAGAAUUUAACUGGACAUAUUUAGUGUGGGUUUUUGUAUGGACUGAAAAUUCAAGAGGCUACUGACUCUUUCAGUCAACUGAUCACUUAAUGUUUGGUCAGUUAUUGUUGACCAGUUGACAGCAUUGGGGAAGAUUAGAGCAUUUUAUUUCUAGAUGGUAACUUGAUUGUUUCUGUAAAAGUUUCUUGUAAAUAAGGUGUAAGGUGUGUUUAGAAUUCCAAACAAAGCUAUCUCUGCAUUUCCAAAUUAAAGGUCCAUUGAUUGCAGGGAAUGUACCUAGUUUGAAAGUUGAAGUAGGAAAUGCAGGAAUAUAUUUUGUCUGGUUGCAUAUAAUCUCUGCUCUUUUUUAAGCUCUGUGAGCUCUGAAAUAUAUUUUUGGGUUACUUCAGUGUGUUUGACAAAACAGCUUGAUAUUUCUAUCAACAAAUGACUUUCAUAUUGCAACGAUCUUUGUAAGAACCACUCAAAUAAAAUUCUCUUAAAGGCC
Molecule: messenger RNA, 3805 nt
Organism: Sphaerodactylus townsendi
Lineage: Eukaryota; Metazoa; Chordata; Lepidosauria; Squamata; Sphaerodactylidae
Gene: RBM39
Product: RNA binding motif protein 39
Exons: 16
Coding region: 1448-2917 (489 amino acids)
Biological process (GO): mRNA processing
Cellular component (GO): nucleus
Molecular function (GO): RNA binding
Source: RefSeq, a predicted model, not a curated record